CAAAGACAGAGAACGAACAAGGUCCGCCGUACUCUAAGGACGUUGGACCUAAAAGACCCAAAAGCCAAGUAAAAUGAAAGUCUUCAAAGUGAACUUCAGUCUUCUUUUAAGGUACAGCGCAACAUAAGCUUCAUUUAAGGGUUCUCCUUUCGACACUUUCAUUCAUCUGGCAUUUCCGAAGCUCCUUGCACUGUCCUUACAAGCUUGCACAAAAUGGAAGACGACGCUGCUUUUGAUGGCCUUGCGGAGGAUGACUUGAUGGACGACGCGGAGGUGGACACUAUGGUGCGGGAGUCGAUAAACGCAGCUAUCGGUGACAACCAAUUCGCCCAUAAUAAAAUUGACUCGUGGAGUAACAACAUUGUCGAGGGCUGUCUGAAACGACUCGCGGCUAUGAACAAGCCCUUCAAGUAUAUCCUGACAUGCAACCUCAUGCAGAAAGCAGGGGCUGGGCUACAUGCUGCAAGUUGUGCGAGAUGGAAUGAAAAGACGGAUGGGAAGCUGACGGUGCAGUGGGAGAACAACACAAUGAUCGUGUUGGUGACUGUGUACUGGCUUGCAGUUUGAACUUCAGUUUUAGUCAGGGAUCAUGGUUGCGUGGUGAGACCUAGGGAGAUUGGCCUUUGCUGGCCUGCGGUCGGGGUGGACUCGGGUAAGGGACGGUGCCUGGGGUUGACCCAGGGGCCGCCAUGCAUUGGGCAAUUAGUCUUUGAUGUGCACAUAUGGUCAAGGUCCUAUGGAGCAUCAAACAUUCUAUUUGGGGUAGGUGAUUAGCUGGAGGAAUCUAUCGUCAUAGGCUUGGGCCAGCAGGGCUGAUACGAGAAGUGGUUGGCAAGGCGGUUCUUCUGGCUGGUUCUUGCAUGCUGAGACUGUGCACAUGCAGACGAUCUUGCCAAGAUACUUCACAUUUACACAACGCAGUUAAUUGUUGCGGACGUAGGCGAACGCUGGUCCUACCAGACAUUUACAAAGGCAUUUGUUUUCUGAGGGACUUUGACUUUGCAGUAAUUUACCGUAACAUAGUGAUUGCCUUGCAUGAUACCUGCGGGUGGAAGCUUGGAGCGCGGAUCUUGUCGAGCUUGGAAAGCUUUCCGGGCACAAGCCAACAUCCUUGCAAAGCAACUUGUAACCUUCACCCUCGACACCAUUUAUACAACUUCUCAAUGCUCCUUAGCUGGCAACUUUGCGGGGCCUUCGUCAGCGAGGCCUCUAUGCCUUCGAUGUCCGGUGUCGUGGGGAGUCAGCCAUCGCCGUGCCACGCACCGCUGCCGCGCGUCUGAGCCUAGCCCCCCAAUUAUCGCCAGCGAUGAAUUAUACAGUCAAGGCACAGAACGCCCGGCAUUCGAUGAUAAGGGCGGCCGGUCCGGUGCACGCUCAGGCCUCGGGCUGUCGGCGGCUGCAUCAGCCGCCGCAGCCGCAGCCACCACCCCUGCCCCUGCCAAGAAGCACAAAAACGGUCCGAAGCAACGCAUACGACUGGACGAGUACUGCUUGCAGCUCGCUCCGCAGUACAGCCGCAACGUCAUACAGUCCUUCAUCCUGCAGGGCAAGGUCCGUGUGGAUGACAAGGUGGUGACCAAGGCCGGUGCUCCGGUGCUGUUGGGGCCCGGCGGCCCGCAGGUGGUGAUUGACGCCGAGGAGCCCAAGUACGUGUGUCGUGCGGGCCUCAAACUGGAGAAGGCUCUGGAGCUCUGGGGCAUUGAUGUCAGGGGCCUGACCGCACUCGACUCGGGGCAGUCCACGGGGGGGUUCACGGACUGCCUGCUGCGGAAUGGGGCGGCGAAGGUGUACGGCAUUGACGUUGGCUUCAAUCAGUUGGCCGACAGGAUUCGGCGGGACGAGCGAGUGGUGGUGAUGGAGAAGUUCAAUCUACGUCAUCUGCGGCCUCAGCACCUGCCGUGCAAGGUAGACAUUGCCACGCUGGAUCUGUCCUUCAUUUCCGUACUGCUGGUGGUGGGUGCGGUCACCAGCGUGCUGCGCCCCGACGGGGGUCGUCUGGUGGUGCUCAUAAAACCGCAGUUCGAGGCCGGUCGGCGGCAGGUUCGCGCGGGCGGCAUCGUGCGGGAUCCCCAGGUGCACGCGGAGGUUUUAGAGCGCGUCACCGGGGGCAUCCAGGCGCACGGCUACGAGCUGGUGGGCACCACAGAGUCCCCCAUCAAGGGCGACAAGAGCGGCAAUACGGAGUUCCUGGCCUACUUCAUCCGCCGACCAGAGCUGGGCAAGGCGGCGAUGGCGAAGGUCGUCGAGGGGGAGGAGGAGGAGGAGGAGGAGGAGAAGGAGGGCGCUGACGGCGCGGGGCUGGAAGUGGCGGAGGAACCGUCCCCGGCGCUUCGUCAGUAA
Volvox carteri f. nagariensis is the source of this 2340-nucleotide messenger RNA. RefSeq lists its product as uncharacterized. The transcript is spliced from 6 exons. Gene Ontology annotation, biological process: methylation. NCBI's taxonomy places the organism in Eukaryota, Viridiplantae, Chlorophyta, Chlorophyceae, Chlamydomonadales, Volvocaceae. The record is from RefSeq and is a predicted model, not a curated record. Gene Ontology annotation, molecular function: methyltransferase activity; RNA binding. The coding region runs from base 1036 to 2340 and encodes 434 amino acids.